Molecule: messenger RNA, 2703 nt
Organism: Rhineura floridana
Lineage: Eukaryota; Metazoa; Chordata; Lepidosauria; Squamata; Rhineuridae
Gene: XRCC4
Product: X-ray repair cross complementing 4
Exons: 9
Coding region: 580-1617 (345 amino acids)
Biological process (GO): positive regulation of ligase activity; response to X-ray; double-strand break repair via nonhomologous end joining
Cellular component (GO): DNA-dependent protein kinase-DNA ligase 4 complex; nucleus; DNA ligase IV complex
Molecular function (GO): DNA binding
Source: RefSeq, a predicted model, not a curated record
AAACAAGAAAAACGGUUUUUUUUUAAGAAGUCGGAAGUGGAAGUUUUCAGUGCGGAGUGAGAUCUGUACGUUCCCAAAGCAUAAUAGCUGAGGUUUGAAGCACCUGCUCUUGUAACCUUUCUCCCUCGACCACUCAAAAGACAGCUCUGCAAGCCAGAAAUGAAAAGCUGGACUUGAAAUAUCAAUGACACUCUGUGGAGCAGUGAAGGAAAUCGAAGAGUUGGCUUCUGUGUUGUGCCUGAGAGCUGUCCAAAGCAGCGUACAAAACCAUUUGUCAACUAAUUUUAAAAAAGUGUCUUGUUUAUUCAUCCGGAAUGUGGACUAUCCUUGUUUGUGGAGUAGACUCCAACUAAUUACACGCCAGCCAACAGCUGAUCCUUCCCCAGAAGGAAGCAUUGCCUAAUAAGGCUCAUAGAUGCCAACACUAAAGACACAAAGUACUAAAGAUGAGCAGCUCAAUCGUCAACUGUCUGAUGUUCUCAAUACAGCCAGUGAUGUACAAAUUUGGGGUGGAACUCUGUGCUUCCCACCUGCAAGUCGGUCUUUGUUCCUGAGCAGUUAUAUGCUGGCUGGAGAACAAUGGAGAAGAAAGUGAUUCGAAUCUGCCCUGUUUCAGAUCCAGGCACAACAUAUUUUCUGCAAAUAGCUUGGCAAAAAGAUUUGAGCACUGGCUUUGAUGUUAUCCUCAGUGAUGGUCAAUCAGCUUGGACUGGGAGAGUGUCUGAAGAAGAGAUUUCCAAGGAGGCUGCUGACAUGGAAAUGGAGCAAGAGAAAUAUAUUGAAGAGCUUAAAAAAGUAUUGUUGUUUGAAAGCGAACUGGCGGACAAUUACAAUUUUGAUAUUUCUGAUGGAGGAGUAAAUGGAGAGUGCCUUAAAUUUUCCUAUGAAAAGAAUCUGAAAGAUGUUUAUUUUAGACUUGGAUCAUUGAUGGUACAAAAAGUCUCAGGUCCAGCUGAAGUCAUUAGAGACCUGAUUAGCUAUUGUUUAGACUGCAUAAUAGAACUGCAUGCCAAAAAUGAGCACCUACAAAAAGAGAAUGAAAGACUUCUAAGUGAUCUGGAUGAUGUGCAAGAGCAGUUACAAAAAUGUGUUGAAGCUAAAGAAGAAAUGGAGACUGAGCUUUAUAAAAGAUUUAUCUUGGUCCUCAAUGAAAAGAAAGCUAAGAUAAGAAGCUUACAUAAAUGUUUGAAAGAAGCUGAAGACGCUGUAGUGGAAACCACACAAGCAAGAGACACCAUGGCUAAAUCUGAAAGUAAAGCUGAAAGAGAAGAUUAUGAAGGAAGCACUGAUGACGACAGUGAAAAUUUGACACAGCCCUCCACAUCAGCCCCAGCUAACCCCAGAAGAGACUCGUUACUUAGCAGUCCAGAUAUUAUUGACGUUGCACCAAGUAGAAAGAGAAGACAACGGACACGAAAAGUUGAAAGUACGGAACCAAAAGUUGCAUUGUAUGAUUCCCAAAUGGCGACAAAGGACAACCCUCUGCACCCAGAAAGGAUUAGGAGAAUUGUGACCCCCCCCAAGGGUUGGGGGACCCUCCAGAACAGCACAGGAACAGCACAGGAGUCUACAGCAGGAAGGGGGAAUCGGAUGACUGUACCUCCUCUCCUCUUAUGAUGCCUCAACUGGAUCAAAAACCAUUCCACGCGAAGGAUGGCAGCACUGGAUCUCACCCUGAGUUUUCAAACCAGAAAGAAGUGUCUUCAGCCUCAGAGCUAAGCAUGUGCUUAAGCCAUGUUGAUCGAUCAGAGCACUGAUGGGGGGAAAUGUAAUGAGAAGAAACAGUGUUUUGUGAUGAACAGCAUACCUUAAUAACUUUUCAACACAUCUAGUUUUUAAAAGCGUUGUUUGAAAAUGUAUGGCAACAUGCCAAAAAUGAAACUGAUUUUAUUGUUAUGUAUAGUAUAGCAAAAUUGAGAAAUAUGUUGAAGUUUGCUAAGAUCACCUGCACAAGUUGCUUGCCACAGACUCACCAUGAUCCUUAGCUGGGUGUACUGCCAGCAGAAAAAUUACUCAAACCAUCCUUGGGUCCACUGAGUCAAGGCUAAUCCUUGGACAUUUAUGUCUCUCUUGCACUAGUGUAGUGGGUAGAGCAGAAAAAGACCAGGAGUGACCGGAAGGUUUUUCCUUGAUGGGUUGUUAAGGGCUUGUUACAUUUCCUCCUUAACAGCUGAUAACCCGACAUAUGUUCCUACCUUGUUUUCAUGGUCCUAGGUAGAGGAUAAAAAGGUUUAUAAGUGCAGCUAUUUACUAAAGUCUGCUGAUGUCAUUUCUGAGCAGAUUGCUUCAAUACACAAACAAUAAAGCAAGUGUAUAACGGUGCAUUAAUGUUCAGUUGUUGGCUUUUGUCUCCCUGUAAAGCCUGUUCAUUUCAAAUAAUUUGCUAGUGUUUUUUCAUGUACUAAAGGGUAGAAUGCACCAAGGUGGGGGGAAUUAUUACAUUUUGUCCCCCUCCAAUUUAUACUGUCUGAAUGGUAGCAAUUUUUGAAAGUAUUUCAAUAUGUUCUUUGAUAUUCAAAUUGAUCUUUACAUCAUAUGUUAUUAGAGACACUGCUGCCACUUCUGUACCUAAAGGUUUAUUAGCACAUUGGAACUCAUUUUCCAAAUGUAUUAUUAUUGGCUGUGAAAACGCUCUUUGUACUAGGUCCCAGCACGUGGUGUAUUUGACCGAGGAGCAAAUCUUUCUUGAAAGAAUGCUGAUGG